Messenger RNA from Helianthus annuus (common sunflower), 936 nucleotides. RefSeq lists its product as uncharacterized. The transcript has 2 exons. The record is from RefSeq and is a predicted model, not a curated record. NCBI's taxonomy places the organism in Eukaryota, Viridiplantae, Streptophyta, Magnoliopsida, Asterales, Asteraceae. The coding region runs from base 217 to 840 and encodes 207 amino acids.
UUGCCUUUGAAUUUUGAACUCUCUCUCACACAGUAGGAAUCAUGCCUGCCACUGGCAAAGCAAAAGGGGUGAGGGGUAUGAACUAUCAAUAAAGAAAAGAGUCUAUUUGACAACCUAUAUUCAUCAUUUUAGGUACCAAAAAGCCUCAUCAUUUGUAAUGUACAUGAACUCCCUUCAUAUUUACUCUCAUUCUUCACCACCAUAUCCAUCACUUUCAUGCACAUCAUUGCUCAUCUGUUCAUGCAGGAUCCCAAGAACAACUCUAGGAAGCCUUGGUAUCAAAGAGCAAUGGAGAUUGCGAGUCUAUGGAAAACGACCAAUCCAAAAUCUACCGAGAUUCCUACACCAAACCCGAUCUUAAAGAAAAAUCUUUCUACAUCCACCAAGUAUACCACCACAAGAAACAACACCCCAAAUAGAGAAAAGCUUAGAAAGUCGACUUCUUUAAAGGUUGCCACUUCAUUCACCCGCGUUUGCCUAUGUGUCCCUAUAUCUUCUUACACCGAGGUUUUCCAAGCGGAGGUGCCCCCUAGAAGAAGCAACACAUACCCGCGAUCAAAACCAUUUCCAACGUGUAUUCAAGAUCGCCCACCUCCAAGACUGAGCACAGGAGGAGGUAGGAGGAUAUUUAGAGGGAAGUCGUUAACGGAUGAUGUUUUGAUGAGGAGAUUUGUGAUCGAAGAGGAAGCAAUGAUGCAAGAAAGAAGGCGAAACGAAAUGGAAGUUAUAAGGAAAAGAAAUGCCAAGAGAAGGAGAAGGCUUGGUCCAAGUCCUUUAAGUAGAAUGGUUUUGGCAGAAGAAGAGGAUGAGUUUGAAGAUUCAAUAAGUGAUCAGCAAUAGGUUCAUUAUAUUGUCAUAUUGCUUAUGGUCCUUUGUUUCCUGUUUAGUAGUUGCUUUUGGUUUGUGAAUUUGCAAUAUUCAUUUGCUUGCAGCUUA